CACAAAAAGUCGACUUUUAUAUCCCUUGAAUUGUGUCUUCAGAAAUAAAAAUUAUAUUUUAAUACGAUUUUUAACAUAAAAACAUAACUUAGUUUCCUUCACAAAUCAAAAUGAGUAUUUGCAGCCUUAAAGGCAGCCAUGCGUUAUUGUGUAGACGUGCAUUUAUCUUGGCCAGUGGCAAUAGAACAAUUCCUCCCCAGAUUAUGUUGGCCCAAACAGUUCCAAAACGUGAUUCACACAGUGCCCUGUAUCAAAUGGUAAAGAAACGUAAAGUAAAUGCUCGUGCUAAUCUGCAAGCAAAUGCCUAUCCACCCAGCAAAAAAACAAAUCCAAAUGGAAAUCAACAAUAUUCGGAAUUGAAUAUAACCAGUGAAAAUACAAAAUCCUCACUAAAAACUAAAUUUCUGACAGAAUGUGCUUCAACUUCCUCAUCCAUUUCACCCGCUUCAAAAUUAAAUAGCAAUGCAUUUUCUCAAAAUCCCCGAAAAACGGCUCAAGACUUAAAUAAAGAGCUGUGUCGACAAAAGUUUUCCUUAAAUACCGAGGUUUUAAGAGCUGCAAAUUGUAAUAUUAGUCGUAAAGCAAGUGCGGAGAGCAAAUCCACCACAGUCAGUACAGAUCCCAAAACUAUAUCUGGAGCCCCACCAGGCGGUGACAAAAGUAAUGGCAAAACAAAACCUUUAAUUUUGGUUGUCGCUGCAGCUUUGGGUGUUGGUGGUCUGGUGUAUUACUUCAUGAAUGAAAAGUCCACUACCCCACCCCCACCUAAAUCUAAAUCGCUGCCGCCUUCUUCAGCUGACCUACCCAAACAUGUGCCGUAUCUUUUAAUAGGUGGUGGUACUGCUGCUUUUUCAGCUUUUCGUGCUAUAAAAUCAAAUGACGCCAAGGCUAAGGUUCUUAUGAUAACCGAUGAACAUCGAAAACCCUAUAUGCGCCCACCGUUGUCCAAAGAGCUGUGGUAUACGGCACAACAAGGUGAAAUUAGUGAAGACUAUCGUUUUAAACAAUGGACUGGUGCCGAGCGAAGUUUGUACUUUGAGCCUGAAGAAUUUUUUAUUGAACCUGCUAAACUCAAUGACAGUCCCAAUGGUGGCAUUGCCGUGGCUCAAGGCUUCAAAGUGACAAAGGUGGAUCCCACCAAACGCAUUGCGACUUUAAGUGAUGGCUAUGAAAUCAGUUACGAUGAAUGUCUGAUUGCAACUGGCUGUACACCAAAGAAUUUGCAAAUAUUCCUCGAUGCUCCACCUGCCGUUAAAGAGAGGGUUAUGAUCUAUCGUAAUCCGGAAGAUUUUGAAAAACUUAAGAAGUACAUGGAUGCAAAUAAGAAUGUUACAAUAAUUGGCAAUGGUUUCAUUGGCAGUGAGCUGAGUUGUUCACUGGCCAAUUAUAAUAAAAAUAAGAAAGAUGGUGGCGGUCGCAUUUUCCAAGUAUUCCCUGAAACAGCAAAUAUGUCGAAAAUACUGCCAGACUAUCUAAGCAAAUGGACCAUGGAAAAAGUGCAAUCCCAAGGUGUUUGUGUAGUGCCUAAUGCCAGUAUUAAGAGUGUGCAAAGAGAUCAAAGUCAGUUGAAGUUACAUUUAAGCACAGGGGAGACGGUUCUGACUGACGUUGUUCUUGUAUGCGUGGGUUGUGAGGCUAAUACCGAUAUUGCGCAGGUAUCGGGCCUAGAAGUAGAUUCUAAUUUGGGAGGCUUUGUGGUUAAUGCUGAGCUUGAAGCUCGUCGCAAUCUUUUUGUGGCAGGUGAUUGUUCUUGCUUCUUUGAUCCACUGCUUGGCAGAAGAAGAGUUGAACAUCAUGACCAUUCCGUAACUUCGGGUCGUUUAGCUGGCGAGAAUAUGGUGGGAAAAAAGAAACCUUAUACUCACCAAAGCAUGUUCUGGUCUGAUUUGGGACCCGAAAUUGGUUAUGAGGGCAUAGGCCUGAUCGAUUCUUCACUGCCCACAGUUGGGGUGUUUUCACUGCCCUCCAAAGCUGAUCGUCAAACAGACAAUCUUUCGGAAAACCGCGGCGCGGACUCUGAAAACAAAACUCCAACAUCUACCAAUCGGGAAUUGGCCGAUGUCAAAUGCAGCGAUGAACAAAAAGAAAAUUACGGACGCGGUGUCAUUUUCUACUUGAAAGAAGAAAAAAUUGUUGGCAUUUUACUAUGGAAUAUCUUUAAUCGAGUGGGGCUGGCGCGAACAGUCAUCAAUCAAAACAAAAAAUUCGAUGAUCUGAAUGAAGUGGCAAAAUUAUUCGAAAUACAUUCGUAAACGCUUUAUGUAAUUUAAAAUUUUGAUGUACUAUGUACUUGGGUAAGGUAGAAGUGUUUUUUUUUUUUUUUUUUGUUAUUUAAAUAUUUUCUUUUUUGCAAAGAAAUUUUAAAUUGUACCUUAAAAACGCAUAAAAAUACACGUUGACCGAUGCAUUUUUCGACAAACUGACUAAACCAACAACCAGCUGCAAAUUAUUGUUAAAUCCACGAGUGGUUUAACCCACAAUAUCCAAUCAGUGACCAGAUUAGUUUAGAUUAUGUAGGUAAAAUCUAAUUGUCCCUCCAUAAAAUUAGUUAAUCCUAGCCCUCGUGAUGGACAGAUGUUAAUAGAUGUAAUAGAACUAAUGCUAUGCUUCAAGUAUCAUAGGACAGGUAGUGGUGAUAAGCGCGUUAUUUUGCGCGCUAACAGGUAUAUUUCGAAAAUACAAUAAAUAGUUGAUCCGGCAAACUCAAUGGUGUCAGUCUUUCUGUGUUCUUUUGCUAAAAUGGAUGUCAAACCUACUGAACUCUAUUUGUGUGGCUACAAACAAACUGAUUUUAUGCUGUUGGAAGAGAACAAACUUUUAAAACAACUGCAAGCUGAAGUUGAAAUGUGUUGUAAUAAUGAUCGCACUGAGGAUGAGGUAACUGCCGCCAUUGGCAUGAUGCUCAUGCACUAUUUACCACUUUCUGAAGCCCAUUUUACACCUAAAAAUAAGCCCAUAGUCCCUGUUAGCUCCACCAAAAACACCACCCAACACCCCGAGAAUCUUCAGUUGCGGACUAAUGAUUCCAAUGGUUUGCAUGGCGUACAACGACAUGGGGACUCGAAAUCACAGCUACGUAAAAAUCGCAAAAGCAAUUCGAGUAAAUCCUCACUGUUAGCAUCUUGCCGAAACAUUUUAAAAGAGUUCUUAUCCCAGAAUAGCAUGUAGUUAUUUAAUUGUUUUAAACAUUGUGCAGUCAGUCACUGAAACAAAUAUCCUUUAAGGAUUGCUUUAUUAUAAUUUACCGUAUAAAGUAUAGAUUAGCUUGUAACUUUUAACUUUACGCAUGUACAUAUAUACUAUUAAAUAAAUACAAAGAAAUUUAA
This is a messenger RNA of Stomoxys calcitrans (stable fly), 3326 nucleotides long. RefSeq names its product putative apoptosis-inducing factor 1, mitochondrial (gene AIF). Gene Ontology annotation, molecular function: protein dimerization activity; NAD(P)H oxidase H2O2-forming activity; FAD binding. The record is from RefSeq and is a predicted model, not a curated record. Lineage: Eukaryota; Metazoa; Arthropoda; Insecta; Diptera; Muscidae. Gene Ontology annotation, biological process: apoptotic process; mitochondrial respiratory chain complex assembly. Bases 111 to 2252 code for a protein of 713 amino acids. The transcript is spliced from 8 exons. Gene Ontology annotation, cellular component: cytoplasm; mitochondrion.